Messenger RNA from Syngnathoides biaculeatus (alligator pipefish), 1502 nucleotides. RefSeq names its product NAD(P)HX epimerase (gene naxe). Bases 147 to 995 code for a protein of 282 amino acids. Gene Ontology annotation, molecular function: NAD(P)HX epimerase activity. The record is from RefSeq and is a predicted model, not a curated record. The transcript is spliced from 7 exons. Lineage: Eukaryota; Metazoa; Chordata; Actinopteri; Syngnathiformes; Syngnathidae. Gene Ontology annotation, cellular component: mitochondrion.
GCUCUCCAACCUCGGAAGUAAACCGUUUCUGACCGAGCGAGUUCCUGGGUGUUUUUGAUUUUGUGAGUCGUGUUACUGCAUAACUCAUCAUUUAAAAAAGAAUUUGCAUCCUAAACGGGAAAUCUUCGUGCAUUUGGGCCAUCUGAAUGCUGAGCGUGCGGGCUCUCUUUGGCAUCGGCUUCCUGGUGACCUCACGGGCCGCGGCGGUCUUUGCUCAAACGGGGAAAUGCACGCUGUCUCCUUUUGCUAAGACCCACCAGGACUGUUACAGUAGCAGAGCAGCUUCCGGCAUGGCCCAGAGCAUCAAAUACCUCGGCCAGGAGGAGGCCCAGCACAUUGAUGAGGAGCUAUUCAAUGAGUACGGCUUCAGCGUGGACCAGCUGAUGGAGCUCGCCGGGCUGAGCUGUGCUACGGCCAUCACGAGGGCGUAUCCGCUGAGCUGCUUGGUCAAGCCCAAACCCACGGUUCUGGUGAUAUGUGGACCGGGUAACAAUGGAGGUGAUGGCCUGGUCUGUGCCAGACAUCUGAAACUAUUUGGUUACGAGCCCAGCAUCCUCUACCCGAAAAGGCCGAAUAAACCACUGUUUCACGGUUUAACCACCCAGUGCCAGAAAAUGGAGAUCCCCUUUCUUACAGAGAUGCCUGAGGCCCGAUUGAUUGAUGAGGCGUUCAACCUGGUGAUAGACGCCAUCUUUGGAUUCAGCUUUAAGGGGGCGGUGCGAGAGCCUUUUGGUUCCAUCAUCGAUGUCCUGAAAAAGAUCACUGUCCCCAUUGCCAGCAUCGACAUCCCCUCAGGUUGGGAUGUGGAGCAGGGGAGCGCCGACGGAUUGCAGCCCGACACGCUCAUCUCUCUGACCGCUCCCAAGAACUCUGCCGCCCUUUUCAAGGGGCGCCAUCACUUCCUGGGAGGCCGCUUUGUCCCACCAGCCCUUGAGAAGAAGUACCAGCUCAAUCUGCCCCGCUACCCCGACACGGAUUGCGUAUUAAAAUUGUAAGAGGAAAGAUUUGCCGACAGCUUGAAUUUGCUUCAUUUUCCCUUGAAAUCUUUGCUUUUUUUUCUGGUUCGCAUCAACUAUCAACUGCUAUGCGUCACUGGUGUCAAACGCAAGGCCCGGGGCCCAGAUGCGGCCCGGCACAUGAUUUUAUGUGGCCCGCAACGGCAAAUCACGUGUAUCAACUUCCUUUAUUUUUGGUUAAAUCUGUAUCAAAAUUUCAAAUUGUCAUCUCAGAAAAUGAUGACAAGAUAUUGCAAGAAUUUUUGUGUUACUGAACGUCAACAAUAGUUGAAAAACCCAUUUUCACUUGAUUUCUGAAUCCAAAGCUAGUUGAUCAAUUUAAUGUGUAAAUAUGAUGGGUCAAUUCAAGAUUUUCAUGGUUUGUGUCAUAACGGACCUCUGACAGAAACUACAAUGUGGCCUGUGAUAAAAAUGAGUUUGACACCUCCUGCUUUGUGUGAUCCUAACAUGCUUUAUGAUACUCCGGUUGCUGUGGCUAUAUGGAAA